AUGCUGUGGCAAUUACUGGCUGUGCUUCUUUUAGUCUGGUCAGUGUACAGAUGGCGCAAUAGAAGAAAAUAUGCCUUAGGCAAUAAGCUGACCAGGAAGACCAUAUCUCUCCCGUUGAUUGGUCAAGCUUACAUGUUCUUGGGGACUGAUGAGGAUCGUUUCAAUCAGUUUGAAGCAAUUGGGCGUGAAUCAUACGAAAUGGGAGGCAUUAUAUCACAAUGGCAGGGACACUUACUCUAUCUCAUGGUAACAGAACCAGAAAUAAUAGAAGUAAUCCUCAAGACGUGCUUGGAGAAGGAUGACCUUAUGAGGAUGUUCAGAGUUCUGCUAGGAAACGGCAGUAUUUUUGCACCUGUAUCAAUAUGGCGUCCUCGGCGAAAGAUCUUGGCUCCGACGUUCAGCCAGAAGAACCUCAAUUCAUUCGUUGAUGUGUUUGCCCGACAGAGCAAGGUCAUGUCUGAUCAGCUGCAUAUUGCCACACAGAAAGGACCUGUGUCUAUGUGGAAGUACAUCUCUACUUACACCAUGGAUUCUGUUUGUGAGACAACUCUAGGUAUAAAUAUGAACUCCCAGCUGGAACCGGAGCUACCUUUCCUCCAAGCCUUUGAGAAUUGCUGCCGCAUCGAUGCUAAACGUAUUUGCCAACCCUGGCUGUACAACGACACAAUAAACAAAAUCUUCUGCAGAAGCGCCUUUGAUUCAUAUGAUCGCAGCAAGAAGUUAAUUUGGAAGUUCAUGGACAAGAUAAUAACUUCAAAAUGGGCGUUACUAAAGAAAGAGAUCUCAGAAUCAAAUAGUAAAAAGCCGAAAGACAGUUGGAAAACGUUCUUAGAGUUGCUGAUUGAGUCUUCAGCAGAUUACGGUAACCUGGAGCUGAGGGAAGAGACCCUGGUCAUCGUACUGGCUGGGACUGAUACUUCGGCAGUCGGAUCUGGUUUCACCACGCUCUUGCUAGCCAAAUAUCCUGAAGUACAAGAAAAGGUUUAUGAAGAGUUACAAGAGGUGUUUGGUGACUCAGACAGGCCAGUGACUCAUGAGGACCUACCUAGACUGAAGUACUUGGAUGCAGUGAUCAGGGAGAGCCUUCGACUGUACCCACCUGUACCUUUGAUCACUAGGAAAAUUGAGAGAGAUGUCGCCUUGCCGAACGGUGUGACAUUAGUAGAAGGAUGUAGUGUAUUAGUCAGUAUCUGGUCCGUCCAUCGCAACCCUCGCUACUGGGGCGACGACGCGGAGGAGUUUCGACCUGAACGGUUCCUUGACACCACGCUCAAGCAUCCAGCUGCCUUUAUGCCGUUUAGCUAUGGCCCCAGAAGUUGUCUAGGGUAUCUUUACGCUAUGAUGUCAAUGAAGACCGCUAUGGCGACUCUGGUACGUCGGUACAGGAUUCGACCUGGUGAUGGCCAGACGGGCAAAGAGAGAAUACGUGUCAAAUUCGGCAUCAUGUUGAAACCUGUCAACGAAUUUAUUGUCAAACUUGAACCAAGGACUAAGGGAGAGAAAUGA
Messenger RNA from Spodoptera littoralis (African cotton leafworm), 1506 nucleotides. The record is from the annotation of a GenBank genome assembly. Lineage: Eukaryota; Metazoa; Arthropoda; Insecta; Lepidoptera; Noctuidae.